Malurus melanocephalus (red-backed fairy wren) is the source of this 2400-nucleotide messenger RNA. RefSeq names its product actin binding LIM protein family member 3 (gene ABLIM3). The record is from RefSeq and is a predicted model, not a curated record. Gene Ontology annotation, biological process: cytoskeleton organization; lamellipodium assembly; cilium assembly. Gene Ontology annotation, molecular function: actin filament binding. Gene Ontology annotation, cellular component: actin cytoskeleton; stress fiber. The coding region runs from base 187 to 2154 and encodes 655 amino acids. The transcript is spliced from 21 exons. Lineage: Eukaryota; Metazoa; Chordata; Aves; Passeriformes; Maluridae.
GCCGCGGGGACAGCCCUGGGGACAGCCGCCGYGGGAUGCGUUAGCCGCCGGAUCGCACGGGAAUAUUUCUGCUGGGAAAAGGAGAGCGGCAGCCUCCUCCCGCGGCCGGCGAGCGGCAGGAAAAGCGGAUUUAAAGAGCAUCUUCGCCCCUUUGUUGGAUGAGAAGGACGGGGAAGGAGCGGCAGGAUGAGCACUAGCAUUCCCUACCAGCAGAACCCCUACAGCUCCGGGAGCAGCUCCUCUGUCAUCCAAUGCUACCGCUGCGGGGACACCUGCAAGGGCGAGGUCGUGCGAGUGCAGAGCAACCACUUCCACAUCCGCUGCUUCACCUGCCAAGUGUGCGGCUGCGACCUGGCGCAGUCGGGUUUCUUCUUCAAGAACCAGGAGUACAUCUGCACCCACGACUACCAGCAGCUCUACGGGACCCGCUGCGACAGCUGCGGCGACUUCAUCACCGGCGAGGUCAUCUCUGCGCUGGGCAGGACCUACCACCCCAAGUGCUUUGUGUGCAGCACCUGCAGGAAGCCGUUCCCCAUCGGAGAUAAAGUCACGUUCAGCGGCAAGGACUGCGUCUGCCAAAACUGCUCCCAGUCGCUGCUCAGCACCAAGCCCAUCAAGAUCCACGGGCCCAGCCACUGCGCCGGCUGCAAGGAGGAGAUCAAGCAGGGCCAGUCGCUGCUGGCUCUGGAGAAGCAGUGGCACGUCAGCUGCUUCAAGUGCCAAACGUGCGGGAUCAUCCUCACCGGCGAGUACAUCAGCAAGGAUGGCAUCCCGUACUGUGAGUCCGACUACCACGCCCAGUUCGGCAUCAAGUGCGAGACCUGUGACCGCUACAUCAGCGGCCGUGUCCUGGAGGCAGGAGGGAAGCACUACCACCCCACGUGUGCCAGAUGUGUGCGCUGCCACCAGAUGUUCACCGAGGGAGAGGAGAUGUACCUGACAGGCUCGGAGGUGUGGCACCCCAUCUGCAAGCAGGCAGCCAGAGCAGAGAAGAAGCUGAAGCACAGAAGGACGUCAGAAACCUCCAUCUCGCCCCCUGGCUCCAGCAUCGGCUCCCCGAACCGWGUCAUCUGCGCUAAAGUGGAUAAUGAGAUCCUUAAUUACAAAGACCUGGCAGCUCUUCCCAAGAUUAAAGCCAUCUAUGAAGUGCAGCGUCCUGACCUCAUUUCCUACGAGCCCUAUCACAGAUACACGUCGGAUGAGACGCUGGAGAGAUAUAGCUAUGGGGAGUCCCUGGGGACCCUCUCCCCCUACUCACAGGACAUCUACGAGAGCUUUGACACGCGGCAGAGACGCGCCUCCAGCCCUGGCUACAUCGACUCCCCCACCUACAGCCGCCAGGGCAUGUCCCCCACCAUCCCCAGGUCUCCCCACCAUUUCUACCGCUCAGGCACCGAGAGCGGGCGCAGCUCCCCCUACUAUAGCCAGUUAGAUGUGAGGUCCUCCACUCCAACCUCAUACCAAGCGCCCAAGCAUUUCCACAUCCCAGCUGCUGGCGAGAGUAACAUCUACAGGAAGCCCCCCAUCUACAAGCGCCACGACCCCCCCUCGGCAGCCACGAAAAGCAAAACGAGCGAGGACAUCGCGCAGUCCUCCAAGUACAGCCCCGCCUACUCCCCGGACCCCUACUACCACUCCGAGUCCGAGUACUGGUCCUUCCAGGGCUCCCCCAAAGCCCCCCGGGCCCGGCGGUUCUCGUCAGGAGGWGAAGAGGACGGGUACGACCGGGGCAUGCACAAGAUCCAGAGUGGCAUCGGGAGGCUGAUCCUGAGGGAGGAGAUGAAGGCUCGGUCCAACUCYUACGCAGACCCCUGGACCCCCCCUCGCAGCUCGGCCAGCAGCAGAGAGGCCCUGCACACAGUGGGCUACGAGGGCUCCCUCAAUGGCUCUCCCCGAACCCACUACCUGGCCGACAGUGAUCCCCUCAUUUCCAAGUCGGCCUCACUCCCUGCCUACAGGAGGAAUGGGCUGCACAGGCCUCCCAGCGCCGAGCUGUUCCACUACGACAGCACCAACGCCGUCAAYUGGGGGAUGCGAGAGUACAAGGUAAGACCCUUCUGCUGCACAGAUGGCAGUGCCAGGGAUGUGCCCRCGUGUCCCCAGGCUCUGCAGGGGGAAGCUUUGCCCUCUGCCUUGGUUCCCCUCCAUGGCUGACCUGACAGCCCCAUCCCAGGGCUGUGGGGCUCAGACCCGAGUCCCUGCCCUCCUGCCAGGCCCCAAGUGCUCGGCUGAGCAGAAUUGUCCCCUGGGUGAGGAGCAGAGCAGGGGGUUGGUUGUGUUGGUGCUUUCCUGCUCACGCUGGUGCCUGGGUCAUUCCUGGUGAGACGUGAGCAGGUUAUUCCAGAGCCUCCAUGGAGAUUCAGGGUGGAUCAGUCACCCUGAGAGCAAUUCCCACCUCUC